AUGUCUAUGGCUGCAGCUAUUGAGCCGACUCUGUUUCCCGACAAAGCAGCGUGGUCUCAACGGGUGUUCCUCAUCCUCGAAGAAAUGAGCUCUCACGGUAGUAAGAUCGCAGGAAUGAUCUUAUCUGAACUGAGGCAGCUUGAUAAUUAUCUUCACCAUCUCAGUGCAGACGAAGAAGUCCCAAGCCAAGUUCAUGGGACACAGCGUACUGCCUCUACCAAUGAUGUUGGAUCAUACCCAACAGACCAGGCCCUAGGUUUGGAGUUUGAGCAAAGCCUGGCGAUGGAGGCCGAGCUUAGCACAGACCUUCUGAUCGAUAUCGCUAACUCGCUGGAUCCUGAGAGCUUGAGCUGGGAUUUCCCCGUAGCUGAAGGCUAG
Messenger RNA from Colletotrichum costaricense, 378 nucleotides. RefSeq lists its product as uncharacterized. Bases 1 to 378 code for a protein of 125 amino acids. The record is from RefSeq and is a predicted model, not a curated record. Lineage: Eukaryota; Fungi; Ascomycota; Sordariomycetes; Glomerellales; Glomerellaceae. The transcript has a single exon.